This is a messenger RNA of Xenopus laevis (African clawed frog), 1853 nucleotides long. RefSeq names its product schwannomin interacting protein 1 L homeolog (gene schip1.L). Gene Ontology annotation, cellular component: plasma membrane; cell junction. Gene Ontology annotation, biological process: positive regulation of hippo signaling. The record is from RefSeq and is a predicted model, not a curated record. The transcript is spliced from 11 exons. The coding region runs from base 236 to 1828 and encodes 530 amino acids. NCBI's taxonomy places the organism in Eukaryota, Metazoa, Chordata, Amphibia, Anura, Pipidae.
CACAGUGCUUAGUGCGGAGCUGUAGAAGUGCCAAGGAGUGCCUUUUAUAGCUCUACAUGGGCUCUUCUUUCCCCCCUGCGCUCUCUGAUGCCUUGAAUGUGCUCCAGUUCUAGUGCUGUUAUUUCUGAAUCACCUGGUACAAAGCAGCCCGGCAUCCAGCCCAGUGGUCCCAAGGAAUAGAAAGCAAUCCAGCUCUCGGCUUCCGCAUCCCUCUAGGUUGCCCAGGAAUUUCAAUAUGCGACUGGAAGAAGUGGGGAAUCUGCAGCAUGUGAUAGAGCACAUCAAUGAUGGUGCUUUCUUUCUGGACAGCCAUCAACAUAACAUGGAUGUAUCUGGUACAGGAAAAUGCCAAUCUGGUUUAAAGCCUUUGGAGUCCAAAGUAAAAAUCAUUCAGAGAGCAUGGCGGGAUUAUCUCCAGAGACAAGAUUCUCUGCAUUCAAACUGCAUGGAGAAACGCAGUCCAUCACCAUCAUCACAGUCCUCCGACAAGAUGAGCAGCUCCAUCAGUAUGAACACAUUUUCAGAAGGAUUUACUCCGGAUUACAGAGAGGAUGGCAUGGAUUUAGGAAGUGAUGCCUGUAGUCGCUCAAGUUCUGAGUCCAGCUCCAACAAAGUGACCCCUUGCUCAGACUGUAAGUCCUCACCCAGUUUGGAACUGGCUGCUCUAGAGGAUUAUGAAGAGGAGGACUUUCUUGUGGACAAAGUCAGCGAUGAGUGGGAAGAUGAAGAUGAAGAAGAAGAGAUUGGUGCUGUGGAUGGGUUUCCUAAGGACAACUGCUUUGCAAGGAUAGGAACUGGAAGGAGUUUGGCAGAAGAGUUUGAUGAUGUUAAAGGUGGGACUGUGUCUGCUUCCAAUGGGAACCCUUCACUUAGGCACAAACUAAAUGGAAAUUUAGUUGUUGGGAGACCUCCAAGUAAAGGAAAGCACAGCCCCCCUAAACCACAACAUAACAACUGCAGAGGAAUUUAUGUGAAUUCUUUUGGGGGUUCAGGCACCCUCAUGAGGGAGGAACCACAACUCCCCACAAUGGACUGGGAGGCACUGGAAAAGCAUCUGGCUGGCUUACAGUUCCAGGAGCAGGAAGCAAGGAACCAGAGGCAAACAAGGUCGAACUACACAUCAGCUCAGAAGAAUGAAAGGGAAUCGAUCCGGCAGAAGCUUGCACUUGGGAGUUUCUUUGAUGAUGGCCCUGGCUUAUAUACCAGUUGUAGCAAGAGCGGCAAACCAAGUCUGUCAUCCAGACUACAAAGUGGGAUGAACCUGCAGAUCUGUUUUGUAAAUGACAGUGGCAGUGACAAGGACAGUGAUGCCGACGACAGCAAAACUGAAACAAGUCUGGACACUCCUCUAUCUCCAAUGAGCAAACAGAGUUCCUCCUAUUCAGACAGAGAUACUACUGAGGAAGAGUCUGAGUCCUUUGAAGAUAUGGAUUUUAUCUCCAGGCAAAAGAAACUGCAAGCAGAAGCAAAGAUGGCACUGGCAAUGGUUAAACCAAUGGCCAAAAUGCAGGUGGAAGUGGAGAAGCAGAACAGGAAAAAGUCUCCUGUAGCAGACCUUCUGCCACAUAUGCCUCACAUUAGUGAAUGCCUGAUGAAGAGAAGCUUGAAACCUACUGAUAUGAGAGACAUGACUUUUGGGCAGCUACAAGUGAUAGUCAAUGACCUCCACUCUCAAAUAGAAAGCUUGAAUGAAGAACUAGUCCAGCUUCUCCUUAUCCGUGAUGAAUUGCACAUGGAACAAGAUGCAAUGCUUGUAGACAUUGAAGACUUGACUAGACAUGCUGAAAGUCAGCAGAAGCACAUGGCAGAGAAGAUGCCUACAAAAUAAAGCACAAAGCCAUUGAACUUAGCCG